This is a messenger RNA of Salvia splendens (bonfire salvia), 1601 nucleotides long. Its product is annotated as UDP-glucose flavonoid 3-O-glucosyltransferase 7. The record is from RefSeq and is a predicted model, not a curated record. Gene Ontology annotation, molecular function: UDP-glucosyltransferase activity. Lineage: Eukaryota; Viridiplantae; Streptophyta; Magnoliopsida; Lamiales; Lamiaceae. The transcript has a single exon. Bases 49 to 1461 code for a protein of 470 amino acids.
UAUAAACAAACACUUCUCUCUCCUUCUUCACUGCAAAACAACAUCACCAUGGAUCCAAACUCACACAAACCUCUCCACAUCUACUUUCUUCCGAUGAUGGCCCCCGGCCACAUGAUCCCCGCCGUACACAUCGCCCGGGGAUUCGCCCGCUGCGGGGCCAAAUCCACCAUCAUCACCACGCCCUCAAACGCAUCCAAAUUCUCCGAGACCAUCGAAGCCGACCGCAGAAACGGCUCCGACAUCUCCGUCUCCCUCGUCAAAUUCCCCUGCCGCGAAGCCGGUCUCCCCGACGGCUGCGAGGAUCUCUCCUCCACCACCACUCUCGAGAUGUCCCACAACUUCCUCCAUGCCCUCGACCUCUUCCGCCGCCCGGUCGAGGACAUCCUACAGCAAGGAGACCCCGACUGCCUCAUCUCCGGCGCCUUCUUCUCCUGGAGCACCGCCGUCGCGCGCAGCCUCGGCAUCCCCCGGGUCGUAUUCUACGGCACAGGAUUUUUUCCCAUGUGCGUUUUCCGCCUCUUGAGGGAAAAACGCCCUCAAGACGCGGUUGCCUCGGACUCUGAAGAGUUCGAGGUCCCUGGCCUACCCGACCGGGUGAUGGUUUCGAGGAAGCAGCUGCCGCACUACUUAAAGUUGAAAGCAACCGAAGAUGAUCCGCUUCUAGAACUUAUUAGAAAGGUUCUAGAAGCGGAUGAGGCCGGCUUCGGGAUCGUGGUGAACACAUUCCAUGAGCUGGAGCCGGCCUAUGCCGCGCAUUACCUGAAACACACCGGUAAAGCGUGGCAUAUCGGCCCAGUCUCUCUCAUCAGCGGGGGGAACGGGCCGGAGAGCCACGACUGCACGAAGUGGCUCGGAUCCAGAAAACCAAACUCGGUUGUGUACGUCUGCUUCGGCAGCAUGGCGAUCGUCCAGAAGCCGCAGACGGACCAGAUCGCGGCCGCGCUCGAGGAUACCGGGCAAGAUUUCGUAUGGGUGGUGGGGAAGGAGGCGGAGGUGGAUGAGAAGUUCGAGGCGAGGACGGAGGGGCGGGGGAUGGUCAUACGGGGAUGGGCCCCGCAGGUACAGAUACUGAGCCACGCCGCAGUGGGAGGAUUUGUGACGCACUGUGGGUGGAACUCGCUGAUGGAGGGGGUGGCGGCGGGGGUGCCGAUGGUGACGUGGCCGCUUUCGGCGGAGCAGUUUUUUAAUGAGAAGCUGGUGGUGGAGGUGCUGGGGACGGGGGUGCCGGUGGGGGCGGAGGAGUGGAGCAAGCGGAUGGACGAGAGGGCCGCGAUCGGGCGGGAGAAGAUAGCGAGAGCCGUGGGGAGGCUGAUGGUUGGGGAGGAAGGAGAGAGGAUGAGAAGGAGAGCGAGGGAGUUGGGGGAGGUGGCGAGAAGGGCGGUUGAAGAAGGUGGCUCUUCAUAUGCUGAUUUUGAUUGUUUGAUGGAAGAAAUUAGGAUGUUUAGAGCUUCAUCAUCAUGAUGUUUGUUGAUUAUCAGUUUUUGCAUAUAAUUUGUUGCAAUUUGAAUGUAUGUUUGAAGUGUACUAGUAUGUGAUUUGGAGGGAAAUUGAUGAUAGUAAUUGAUUUAGAAUGCAAAGGCUAAAAUCUUUAACUUUGAAAA